Xiphophorus hellerii (green swordtail) is the source of this 5260-nucleotide messenger RNA. RefSeq names its product neurocan core protein-like. NCBI's taxonomy places the organism in Eukaryota, Metazoa, Chordata, Actinopteri, Cyprinodontiformes, Poeciliidae. Bases 388 to 4047 code for a protein of 1219 amino acids. Gene Ontology annotation, cellular component: synapse; perineuronal net. The record is from RefSeq and is a predicted model, not a curated record. The transcript has 20 exons. Gene Ontology annotation, molecular function: hyaluronic acid binding; calcium ion binding. Gene Ontology annotation, biological process: central nervous system development; skeletal system development; positive regulation of neuroblast proliferation.
GGAGCAUCUCUCUCUCUCUCUCUCUCUCUCUCUCUCUCUCUCUUCUCUGUAUCUGAUCUAGCAGAUAACAGCGUCUGCUGGGAUGACCGGCGCGUAUCUUCUCAGCAAGGAAAAAAUUACGAUGAGAAAAGAGUGAAAAGUGUGUGUAUGUGUGUGUGUGGCGGGGAGAAAAUUCCCGGAGCGCCUAGUGCACGCACUCAGCUCGGAUUUUUUUUUUUUUUUUUCUGCAGCUGCAAAGUGCUGUUUCGAGCCUAAUUCGUCGGUUUGUGCAGCCGCUCGGGGCUUUUGGUUAGAGCACCUGCUCCGAGGCGCAAAGCUUCCUCCUGACAUUCCUGAGGAUUGCACCAGCGAGACGCAUCUUUUCUGUCACAAAUACGCAGGUCCAGGAUGGUGUUAAGUCGGACUGCAGCUGGGCAUCAGAUCUUUUUUGCUCUCAUGCUGCUGCUCUCUUCAGGCUCUGGUGCAGCCUCUUCCAUAGUUAACAUGCGUAGGAUUACGUAUCCCACAGUCCAGCAAAUGCUUGCAGGCAAAGCUGUCCUCCCAUGUGUCUUCACCCUCAGGACCAGCUCCUCCCACCAGCCUCCACACCUGCUGUGGACUCACACCAGGCCACCGGCGGGAGGGCAUGGCGCUCCACUGGAGCAGACAGUACUUUCAGCUAAAGGUGACGUAGUCAAGGUGAAUAAGGCUUUCAGUGGCCGUGUCGCGCUGCCAGGAUACUCUGCCAAUCCGCUGAAUGCUACCAUGGAGAUCUCCAGUCUCCGUACCAACGACUCAGGCACUUACCACUGUCAGGUUGUGGUGGACGGUGACUAUGAGAGGGACGCUGUGCCCCUACUGGUUUCCGGCGUGGUGUUUCACUACCAGGCUCCAAACGCCCGCUAUGCCCUCUCCUUCACCGAGGCCCAGCGAGCCUGCCAGGAAAACUCGGCUCAGAUGGCGUCGCCGGCCCAGCUGUGGGCGGCGCACCGUGACGGCUUGGCCAGCUGUUCGGCUGGAUGGUUGGCUGAUCAGACUGUCCGAUAUUCGGUCCAGCUGCCUGAGCUGGGUUGCUAUGGACACAAGGAGUACUCUGCCGGAGUGAGGAAUUACGGGAAGAGAGACCCGAAAGAGAUGUUUGAUGUGUACUGUUUUGCAGAAGAACUCGAUGGCGAAGUCUUUCACACCUCAGUUCCAGGCCGGCUCUCGCUUUCCUCAGCCUCAGACCGCUGCGUGUCCCUCGGGGGCCAGCUGGCCACCGUGGGGCAGCUUCACCUGGCGUGGAGGGCCGGUCUGGACAGCUGCGCCCCGGGCUGGCUUUCUGACGGCAGCGUCCGCUACCCCGUCGCCUGGCCCCGCCCAGAAUGUGGUGGGAGUCAGCCAGGAGUCCACACCAUCACACCCAACGCCACUGAUGACAACACCACUGCGCUAUAUGACACCUACUGCUACAGAGGUAAAGUGAAGGAUACAGGCUCCGUCUCUGAGAUUUACACCUCCCCGUGGAAGCCCUGGAGCUAUCUCACAGAUGAUGCUGACUCUGCAGAGACUGAAAGCUCCAAUGUGACGACACAGCAAACCGCCACGCUCACAGAUUCCUCUGAAAGCAGCAGCCCAACUGGACAACCAGUCCUGUCCAACUGGACAGGACUGGUUGACAUCGAAGAAGAGGAGUCCUCUAACAGAACCUCUUUGGAUCCCUGGUCUUCUGAGUCCUCAGAGUCGUUCGUGACCCUUCAGCUGACCCCAGGGCAGAGCUCUUUUGACUGGGGGGAGCUGCCGGAGCCUGGGCCCGAUUCUGGGGAGUUUCUGCAGCCUCCUGCUCACCCAACACCCACAGAGAAAAAAGCGAUCACAAAAAUUGUGAAGUCAAUUUGGAAACCUUGGAACUAUUUGAUGGGAACAGAGGAUGAGGAAGGAACCAAAGCCCCAAGCGGACAUGAUGAAGAGAUUACAACAAAACAGACAGUAAACGAGCAAAAAGAUCCCAGCCCGGUUUCUCCUGGUCUAUUUUCCUGGGGGAGCUCAUGGUUCAGCAGCGCCCCUGCAGCGUCUGCACCGUCCAGAGAAGAUUCUCCCACACACCCAGCAUCCACUCUGACUUCCUCCAGUGACUCUCUGACAACAGAGACCUUCACAAGCUCGGAGACCCACACCCUCAUUCCCUCCAGCUCAUCACCUGAAGUCUCCAGUAAGGAACCCUGGAUCACUGUCCAAAUGGAGACCACGACCAAGCUGGCAGACAAGAGAGCGGAGACCGUGACCUCCAGGGCCAGCGGCAGGGGAGGAAGAGGAAGGGGGAAGAAACACCGAGGGGAGGAUAGGAGCAGAGGAGAAGACAGAAGGAGAGGAGAGGAGAGAGGGAAAGCAGAGGAGGAGGGGAGUGGUGAAAUCACCGGUGCAGAGGCAAAAGGGGAGAUUCAAGUCUCACGGCGACCGGCUGACAGUAAACCUAGAGAGCGAUCCAGAGAAAGAUCCAGAGAGAGGGGUCAUAGAAAAGGACAGUCCACCACAACCACCACAACCACAGCCACCGGUCCACUGGUGACCACAGAGGCGACCACAACUGGGGCCGAGGACGACUCCUCUACAGCCAGAGACCAGACCACGCUAUCGGCAACAGAAAACUCCUCUCUGUCUACCCCGCAGGAGACAAUUCAAACUCUGUCAUCUUCUCCAUCUCUAACUUCAUCACCCUCACCAUCCAUUUCCUCCUCUCCAUCAGCAGAGUCCCUGUUAGAGUCUCAACCUUCCCACCCAUCCCCAUCCCACGCCUCUACCUCCUCCUUCUCACCUCCAAGCAGUUCCUCCUCCCCAUCCUAUUCCCAGAUCCCAACCCUGACUCCAUCACUACCACCAACCUCUUCCCACUCUACUACUGAGACUCAAACCACAGGAUUGGUUCCUUCACUUCAGGCAAAUGUCAAGGACAACUCCAAUGACUCCCUAGCAUCCCUUCCCUUUGUCCUAGAAGAGAAGGUGAAUGGCUCUCUGGAGUAUCCGCUGUCUCUGUUGGGGCCCCAGGAUGACGAGGAGUCCGCUUGGUCUCACGCUGUGGGAUCAGGGACCAUCUUACCUGGUGUAUCGGAUGAAGACAGCAUCCGGGGAGAAGGAGGCAACAUCAGCACCACAACUGUCAGUCCAACAGCUGAGGUGGAGCCCUGCGUGACUAACCCGUGUCUGCACGGAGGAAAGUGCCUUCCUCAGGGGACGGGCUACAGCUGCUACUGCCCACAAGGAUACGCUGGGGAGAACUGUGAGAUCGACGUCGACGACUGCCAGUCCGAGCCUUGUGAAAAUGGAGGAACUUGCGUCGACAAGAUUGAUUCAUUCCUCUGCCUCUGCCUGCCAAGCUACGGAGGAGACACAUGUGAGAAAGAUGUUGAAGGUUGUGAGCACGGCUGGAGGAAGUUUCAUGGCCACUGCUACAGGUACUUCAGCCACAGACACACCUGGGAGGAUGCAGAGAAGGACUGCAGAGAACACAGCGCCCAUCUCAGCAGCGUCCUUUCUGUCGCUGAGCAGGAGUUUAUUAACGGUCUGGGUCAUGACAACGCCUGGUUCGGUCUGAAUGAUCGCACAGUGGAGGAGGACUUUCAGUGGACAGACGGCAAUGAUCUGGUUUAUGAGAACUGGAGGGAAAGCCAGCCAGAUAAUUUCUUUGCAGGCGGUGAGGACUGUGUGGUGACUAUUGCCCAUGAGGAUGGCAAGUGGAACGACGUGCCCUGCAAUUACAAUCUGCCCUACAUCUGCAAGAAAGGCACAGUGUUAUGUGGGACCCCGCCAGCAGUGGAGAACGCUCAUUUGAUUGGCCGGCGGAGGUCACACUACGACAUCCACUCUGUGGUCCGCUACCAAUGCUCCGAGGGCUUCUACCAACGCCACAUCCCGACUUCUCGCUGCCGGGCCGACGGCAGCUGGGAGCGUCCCAGGAUCAUCUGCACAAAGUCUCGGCAUUCGCACCGGUACAGACGCCAUCAUCACAACCAGCACCAUGAACAUCGCAGGAACCGGAGACACGGAGGAGAAGGCCACAAACCCAGAGAGGACGCUCAAAGCUACUACUGAACCAAAUAAUACAACAUCCGCGACGCCUAGGUGCUAACCACGGCCCAUACAGGAAGAGAGUAGUUCCCAUGUUCCUGCUUCUCCCCUUGCUCUCAGCUUAGCUUUUACUACUUUUGAUAAAUAAGGUCGUCUCUAACAUACAGCUAACCUCCACUGUCCGAUCUCCGAGUUUGGUUGUUUUGAUGCUUCUUUUAAUUGGGCUGUGAACACCUUUCUAACUUGUCAUCCUAAUUAACGAUGACCCCGUCCCUUUCUGUCAGGUAGACAUCAGUGUGUAAAUGUGUGUGAGUGUAUGCAUGUCAGAUGGAAAAUUAGAGAAAUGUCUCAUUUAAAAAAAAUCUAAUUUCAAUUUUUUGUUCCACAUCAGGGGUCUUCAACUCGUGUAAAGUUCUGCAACUUUUCGAUGUGUUUCUGUUCCAAUUAAUUAGCAGGAGUUGACUGAAUACCGAGGAAGUGAUUCAGUCGUUUGCUUUAGGUCUGUUGGACGAGGGACACAUCUAAAAGCUGCAGGACACCGUCUCUUGAGGACUGGAGUUGAAAACCACUGGUCUACAUGAAAAUUAACUCGUCCUAGUGUUCUGUUCCCACAGACGGCUACGAUGCAAGCUAGCGUGCGUUUCUUUGUAACCCUGAGCUGUUUGUGCUUUUGCUGUGAGCUGUUGCUUUUUUUUUUCUUCAUUAAGCUUUUUUAAUAGCUGCUCUGUUUUAUUCUUACUGACAUGCUUUUUCUAAUACGUGCUGUUUGUGUAAUGUUACUAUUUAUUACGGAUGAUCUGCUAGUGAAAAAGCUUUUUUUUUGUACUUACACUCCAGGAAGUCUGUGUAACACCAUUUUUCUAUACCAGUUAGUAGCAAAUCCUUUGAUUUUUCUCUAAUCUCUGGUUUGUAAAUAUGUUCUGUGUUAUUAGCUGAUCCAUUGCUGGACUUUGUUCAAAUCAACUCCUUCAGAAUGAUUUAAUGGAUGUGUCCCGUAGACAUACAGCAGAUUGUGUGGCUGGGAUAGGAAAAAGCUUGAGCUAAACACUUGAUUGUAACGGAUUUGCUAAACAUCUUGAAAAUUUGCACGGCUGUGUGUAUCUGAUGAGUAGAAUGUCACUAUUUUUUCUCUUUAGUCCCUUUGAUAUUGGAUCAGUCAUCUACUUUUUUGGUGUUCCAAUGACUUUUUGUCUUGCUGUUGUAUUUCAUUCUUAAUAAAGUGAACAAAAGGAAAAGC